AUGACACGACUUGCCCUCACGGUUAUGUCAGAUGCGAUGCGUUGUCACGUGACAAACAACAUCCCCCCCACACCCGUCAUUGGCGGCUCGGUUACAUAUCACUUUCCACUUAUCAACCUACUCAUCUACCCACUUCACUAUUUCCGUACUCGUCUGCACACACAAAUUCUCCUCUCUAAUUUUUUCUUUAUUCCUUCGAUCUAUCUAUCUAUCUAUCUAUCUAUCUAUCUAUCUAUCUAUCUAUCUAUCUAUCUAUCUAUCUAUCUCAUUUUGUUCAUUCGAUAUCUCGGCCUGUUUCUAUCUAUCCAUCUAUCUAUCUAUCUAUCUAUCUAUCUAUCUAUCUAUCUAUCUAUCUAUCUAUCUAUCUCAUUUUGUUCAUUCGAUAUCUCAGCCUGUUUCUAUCUAUCUAUCUAUCUAUCUAUCUAUCUAUCUAUCUAUCUAUCUAUCUAUCUAUCUAUCUAUCUUUUCCCUCCCUCCCUUUUCUUUCUUUCUUUCUUUCUUUCUUUCUUUCUUUCUUUCUUUCUUUCUUUCUUUCUUUCUUUCUCAGAUUAUUCCCUUCUUUCAUUCCUCUUUUUAAUUUAUUGUUUCUUUCUUUCUUUUUUUCUUUCUUUAUUUCUUUCUAUCUUUCUUUCUUUCUUUCUUUCUUUCUUUCUCAGAUUAUUCCCUUCUUUCAUUCCCCUUUUUAAUUUAUUAUUAUUUCCUUCGUUCAUUUCCCUUUUUGAUUUACUGUUUUGUCUCGUUCUUUUCUCUUUCUUUCUUUCUUUCUUUCUUUCUUUCUUUCUUUCUUUCUUUCUUUCUUAG
Molecule: messenger RNA, 801 nt
Organism: Acanthosepion pharaonis
Lineage: Eukaryota; Metazoa; Mollusca; Cephalopoda; Sepiida; Sepiidae
Source: the annotation of a GenBank genome assembly